Tripterygium wilfordii is the source of this 1145-nucleotide messenger RNA. RefSeq names its product cytokinin riboside 5'-monophosphate phosphoribohydrolase LOG1-like. The transcript is spliced from 6 exons. Gene Ontology annotation, molecular function: hydrolase activity, hydrolyzing N-glycosyl compounds. Gene Ontology annotation, biological process: cytokinin biosynthetic process. The coding region runs from base 237 to 998 and encodes 253 amino acids. Lineage: Eukaryota; Viridiplantae; Streptophyta; Magnoliopsida; Celastrales; Celastraceae. Gene Ontology annotation, cellular component: cytosol; nucleus. The record is from RefSeq and is a predicted model, not a curated record.
GAGAGAGACGUGAUGAUGGAGUAUGUGUGGGGGCACAGAUUCAUUAUAAAAAGGGACCAAUGGCACCAUUACUCAGUCCCACUCCCCCCUCUCACUUUCGGUUCUUGCAUUUGCUCCUCAAUAUCUGACUCCUUCAAACACCCCAAACACCUUCACAAUCCCUUCUCCUCUCUCUUCUAUCUCUCUAUCUUGUACUCAACCAAAGAUAACAGAUAAUCCCAAUUGAAGCAAAAUCCAUGGAAACACAGCAACAACGCCAGAAUUCCAUGAGGUCAAGAUUCAGGCGGGUCUGUGUAUUCUGUGGUAGCAGCCCCGGCAAGAGUCCUAGCUACCAACUUGCAGCUAUUCAACUUGGACAACAACUGGUGGAAAGGAACAUUGACUUGGUUUAUGGAGGGGGAAGCAUUGGUUUGAUGGGUCUGGUCUCCCAAGCUGUCUAUGAUGGUGGACGCCAUGUCUUGGGAGUGAUUCCAAAGACUCUGAUGCCAAGAGAGAUCACAGGAGUAACUGUAGGAGAAGUCAGAGCUGUUUCAGGGAUGCACCAACGCAAAGCUGAAAUGGCUCGUCAAGCAGACGCAUUUAUUGCCUUGCCAGGUAUUAUAUACGGAUCCCAACACACAUAUAUGUAUAUACGCACACAUAAUAACAGCCUACCAUAUAAUUUGUCUGAUUUGAUCAACACAGGUGGGUAUGGAACCUUAGAAGAACUACUGGAGGUCAUCACUUGGGCUCAACUUGGAAUCCAUAAUAAGCCGGUGGGAUUGUUGAAUGUGGAUGGGUACUACAAUUCAUUGUUGUCUUUCAUAGACAAGGCAGUGGAUGAAGGUUUCAUAACACCAGCUGCUCGUCACAUCAUUGUUUCUGCCCCAACUGCACAAGAACUAAUGUGCAAGCUAGAGGAGUAUGUUCCCAAGCACUUUGAUGCAGCUCCAAAGCUAAGUUGGGAGAUGGAGCAACAAUUGGGUUAUAACACAACAAAGUCAGAGAUUGCUCGUUGACCUCAUCAAAUGUUCUAAUCACCGUAGAUUCUAGCAGUGAUGCACACGACCCCAUGUAGAUCUGUAGAUGUGAGCUCCACAGAAGUGUCAAUCACGGUUGUUUUAGAUAGCUGUGUGGAUCAUGAGAUUCAUGCCGUUUAGUUCUUU